AUCGAUCAGCGCUCUCCGUGAGCCUUCUUCCGGCGUUCGCGCGCUCUGUUCUUGUCCCAGUUGACGCCAUUUUGUGCGGUGGCGGGAGAAGUGGCUAGACGAGUGUAAUGAGAAUUCAUGUCUGAUCUUGAGCAAUGCUGAAACCUACAGCCACUGUCUUUUCAUUGGACAAUUUGUUUUUUGAAAGAUCAGAUGCCAAUCAAAACAGAUAUUUAGAACACGAAGAACCAAAAAAUUGGUAUCUUGCACCUGCUCCAUCUGUUACUGGAAUUCCAGCCACUCAGGAGUUACAGAAGGAACUGGAAAAAAAUAACUGUCUAGAUGGAAAAGAAGCUAAAGUACAGUCAUUUCCUGAUGCUUCAAAGACUUUUGGCAUGGAAGGAACUAUAAAAAAAGAUUUGGGGUUUUUGAGGGCUGUUACAGAAAUCCCUGCUCAGUUUAGAAAUAUUUUCAAGGAAUUCCCAUAUUUUAACUACAUACAGUCCAAGGCUUUGGAUGAUAUUCUUUACACAGAUAGGAAUUUUGUGAUUUGUGCGCCGACUGGUUCUGGAAAAACUGUAAUGUUCGAACUAGCUAUUACAAGGUUACUAAUGGAAGUGCCGAUGCCUUGGUUAAAUAUUAAAAUUGUCUAUAUGGCUCCAAUAAAAGCUCUGUGCAGUCAGCGUUUUGAUGAUUGGAAAGAUAAAUUUGGACCUAUAGGGCUCAGCUGUAAAGAAUUGACAGGAGAUACAGUGAUGGAUGAUUUAUUUGAAAUACAACAUGCUCACAUUAUUACGACCACACCAGUAGGGAAGCCACAAGAGCUGUCAUGCGACUCUCUCUCCAGCAGUAUGUUUUGGGUGCCAUGGGCCACCAGCAGAGAGGAAAAAUGGGAUAGCAUGACUAGAAAAUGGAGAGACAACUCUUUAGUCCAACUGGUACGACUGUUCCUCAUUGACGAGGUACAUGUUGUGAAAGAUGAAAGCCGUGGUGCAACACUUGAGGUUGUAGUCAGUCGAAUGAAGACUAUACAGUCUUCUCUUUCACGUAUCUCAGAGAAUCCUGCCACGCUUACUCCCAUGAGAUUUGUGGCUGUUUCUGCAACAAUCCCAAAUGCUGAGGAUAUUGCAGAAUGGCUUUCAGAUGGUAUGAGACCUGCUGUAUGUCUGAAAAUAGAUGAAAGUCAUCGACCUGUGAAGCUUCGCAAAAUAGUUCUUGGAUUUCCCUGCAGUAGCAACCAAACAGAAUUCAAAUUUGACUUAACACUUAACUACAAAAUAGCUAGUGUUGUACAAACAUACUCUGAACAGAAACCAACCCUUGUGUUUUGUGCCACAAGAAAAGGAGUACAGCAGGCUGCUUCAGUUCUCGCAAAAGAUGCUAAAUUUAUUAUGACUGUGGAACAGAAACAAAGAUUACAAAAGUGUGCAAAUUCAACAAAAGAUACCAAAGUGAGAGAUCUUUUAAUGUGUGGUGUGGCUUAUCAUCAUGCUGGUAUGGAGCUAUCUGAUAGAAAAAUAAUUGAAGGAGCUUUUACCAGGGGAGACUUACCAGUACUUUUUACUACUAGUACCUUAGCUAUGGGAGUAAAUUUACCCGCACAUCUGGUAGUUAUAAAAUCUACAUUGCACUAUGUUGGAGGAAUGUUUCAAGAAUACAGUGAAACAGAUAUUCUGCAAAUGAUCGGGAGAGCAGGGAGGCCUCAAUUUGACACUACAGCUACAGCAGUUAUCUUGACUAGGUUAAGUACAAGAGAGAAAUAUGUACAGCUAUUAAAUGGUGCAGAUACAAUAGAAAGCAGUUUACACAAACAUCUUGUUGAGCAUUUAAAUGCAGAAAUAGUGUUGCACACCAUCACGGAUGUGAAAAUAGCUUUGGAAUGGAUACGAUCAACUUUCCUAUACAUCAGAGUUUUGAAAAAUCCAGUUCAUUAUGGUUUUUCGCCUGGACUAGACACAGUUGGAAUUGAAGCAAAAUUACAAGAAUUGUGUUUGAAGAAUUUGAACAAUUUGUCAUCUCUUAAUUUGAUCAAGAUGGAUGAAGAAUUUAAUUUCAAACCUACAGAGACUGGAAAACUAAUGGCUUGGUACUAUAUUGCAUUUGAUACAGUGAAACAGUUUUCCUCAAUGAAUGGAACAGAAACUUUAUCUGAAUUGAUCACAAUGAUAUCCGGCUGCGUUGAAUUUUCAGAUGUCAAGUUAAGAAUAAAUGAGAAGAAAAUAUUGAAUGCUUUGAAUAAAGACAAGAACAGGAUAACUGUCAGGUUUCCAAUGGAAGGGAAGAUAAAAACAAGAGAAAUGAAAGUAAACUGUCUUAUUCAGGCUCAAUUAGGAUGCAUUCCUAUUCAAGACUUCACUCUGACACAAGAUAUAGGCAAAAUUUUCAGACAUGGCUUAAGAGUUACUAAAUGGUUAUCUGACUUUCUGGCAUCAUGUAAAAACGAUUUUGCUGCAUUAUUAAACUCUUUGAUUUUAGCUAAGUGUUUCAGGUGCAAACUGUGGGAAAACUCUCUGCAUGUAUCCAAACAGCUAGAAAAAAUUGGUGUAACACUAUCAAAUGCAAUGGUAAAUGCAGGUCUGACAUCGUUUAAAAAAAUUGAAGAUGCAAACGCAAGAGAGCUUGAAUUGAUUUUAAACAGACAUCCUCCUUUUGGAAACCAAAUAAAAGAAUCUGUGCUACACCUGCCAAAAUAUGAACUUGACAUUGAACAGCUUGCAAAAUACAGCGAUACGGUGGCUGAAAUCUUAGUGACCAUCAUAUUAACAAACUUUAAACAGCUUCAGAUUAAGAGAACUGCACCAGACUUUCACUAUGUAACCUUGAUUAUAGGAGAUGCUGAUAAUCAAGUGGUUUUUAAACAGAAAAUUAUGGAUUCUGUCUUGCUGAAAAAUGGAAAUUGGACUAAAAAAAUUGAAGUGAAAAGAGCUCUUAAAUCUGAGGAACUUAGCAUAAAUUUAAUUAGCUCUGAAUAUGUUGGGGUGGAUAUUCAGCAAAACUAUACAGCCUUUUACUUAGGACCAAAAAGGUUUGGAAAUGAAGUGGUUUUACAAAGAAAAUUAGAAGCUGAGUCUUCGCCUAUGUAUCAUGCCUCUUCAGUAAGAUCAGCAGCAGCGAGAAAGGAUACAGGAGGUGCCUGUAACCGAGAGAUCACUUACAUGAAACUUGGGAACAGAGAAUGCAGCCAUCACUGUAAAAAUAAAGAUGUAUGUGGACAUGACUGCUGUAAAGUUGGAGUUUCACAGAAAUCUGAGUUAAAGAGAGAUUCAAAGUUUUCUUCAUACCUAGCUGAUUUAAGGAACAGAAACUCAAUUUCAUCAGUUCCCCCAGUAAAACGGUUAAAGAUGCAGAUACAGUUAAAUAAAUCUCAAAAUGUGGAUCUGAAACAAUUUGUUUUUACACCAAAAUCUUUGUUGCCAGCAUUGCCGAGGUCUGACAAUGCACAGUCUUCUGCCUCAGCUUCACGAGAACACUGGAAUAAUGUUAAUAUCCUUGGUAGACCUCAGAACCAGCUGCAAUCAGAGAGUUAUGAAAAGAGUAAUUUCUCUUGGGAACAUUCUAUGACUGUAAGUGAGGAGAGCCAUCAGAUGAUGACGUCAAAGAAAAAUCUUAAAGAAUCUUUAAUGCAUAAUUUUACUAAUGCAGAUAAAAGCAGCUCUUGGUUUUCAGAGGCUUUGAAUGUGAACUUUGAAUUGGGAGAUGAAGUUUGGGGAUUUGAUGAUGACAAAUUAAUACAUGCUAGCAGCUUUCUCACUGGUGUGGAGAGUAGAGAAGAUUUAGACUCUGGAAACACUUGCCUUCAAAGUACAAUAGAAUGUAAACCACUGUUUCAGAAUUCAGAGAACAAAAUCUCAAGUGACAUUUCAAAAAAUUUUUGCAUGUUACGAGAUAAGUCUGGUGUUCAUCUACAAAAUUCUGCCUUUUCUACAUUAAAUGUACCAACAGAAAAGAAAUUAUCUGUACAAUAUGAAAAUACGAAUGCUUUCAGCUUUCAAAAAAGAAAACAUCCAAAUCCUCUACAAGAGUUGAAAAACACGGAGUUUUCUCCUUACUCAGAAAUAAUCUCAGGUUCUUCUCAAUUCAUUGGAAAGGAGAAUUUUUUUAUUUGCAACAAAGAAAGGAAAAAAGAAAUUUUCAUUAGAUAUCUUUCAGACGAUGAAACCAAUGACAUUAAGCCUUUUCUUGGAAUAUUUGAUGACAUUUUCUAA
Gopherus flavomarginatus (Mexican gopher tortoise) is the source of this 4184-nucleotide messenger RNA. It is a transcript of the gene HFM1, whose product is annotated as helicase for meiosis 1. Gene Ontology annotation, molecular function: nucleic acid binding; ATP binding. Lineage: Eukaryota; Metazoa; Chordata; Testudines; Testudinidae. The record is from RefSeq and is a predicted model, not a curated record.